Molecule: messenger RNA, 3837 nt
Organism: Sclerotinia trifoliorum
Lineage: Eukaryota; Fungi; Ascomycota; Leotiomycetes; Helotiales; Sclerotiniaceae
Source: the annotation of a GenBank genome assembly
UUAGGAACCAUGUUUGGAUUCCGCCUUCCGAUAUAAAAUAUUAUUGACUGGUGUUGUUUCAGUUAUCUUUUCCACUCAGUCUUAUUCAUAUUGGAAGAUGCUCUUUAUCUGUAAUUUUCUGAUGGUAUGGUGAGACCAAUAGACAUCGACUAAUUAUCUCUUUGUGAACAACUCCCGUUUGCGUUUGAUUCGAUCUUAGCUUAUCAUGGCCACUUCAGCGAUGCUCGAUAAUGGCACAAAAUUCGACAUUGCUUCAUGGGCAAAUUGGACCGCGGUAAAUGUUACACAAUAUGUGCCAUCCGCAAGGGAUCUCGCUUUGGCAGGACCGCGAAUGGUUAUGAAACUUGGUUCCUUUCUUACAGUUCCCGAAACCGUUGAUAAUAUAUUGGGUAUAAGGAUGGGGGCACGAAUCAUUCCAGAAGCCACUGGCGUUGGCAUACCUGAUCCUGCGGAAACAAUAACCGCUGCUGCAGUUGCGGGCAUAAGACAAGCUGUAGAGACCGGCUCAGCAACAUUCACGGAAGAGAAUAUUAUGGAAAGCUCAAGGUUCUCUUUGGAGAGUGCGCGAAGUCUGGGAGGUCUAUUUACUUAUGCCACAAGCAAAUGGGCGCUAGGAUGUAUAGUGAUGGCCGUCGUCUUAAAUCGCACGCAUAUAAUGGCUAGCACAAGAAGGCCCCUCGAAUUUACCUGGAAACCACGCUUCCUAUUACGAAUAAUACCAAUACUCUUACUUCUCAUCCAAGCCACGUGGCUGCUACAAUCAAUUCAAUGCCAGACAUCCCCUGAUUUUGGUUACCUACGGUGGGGUAACUCAUCAAAAUCUAAUAGCCUUUUGUUCACCCAGAAUGGAGGACCAUUGCAUACGUUCAGCCAAGCUCUUCUAUUUGGUGCUAAAGAUUCGGACUCAUGUCUGGCAAUCAAUAUGAUUCCUACUGAUUAUAUCGCGGUGAAUGAGACGAGCUCUGAAGAAAACAUUCCCACCACAUAUAAUCUUUCCGGAUCUUUGUCACUUCUAUGGCCUUUAUUCAAGACUUUUAGCUUCAGUCAAUUUGUCGAAACAGUAUCCUGUGCUGUUCAAGGUAAGUUUAGCCUAUAUAGCUUCUAAGAUUCCUUUUAUUUCCAUGCUCAGGGUAGUGCUAGGGGUUUCUACUUCUUAAUCUUGUCACUCCCUGUAAUAGCUUGGAUGUACUUGUAAGUGUGUCUCCUAACAAAAUUCAGGUCGUCAGGUCGCAGCCGAAACUGGAAUGACACUCUUCGAACACUCAUUAGCAUUUGCUGAGGCUGAUGCUGCGGUUAGUGCUCAAAUUAUUGGGUUUAGCAAGAUUAAGGUUUCCACGGAAGACGACGCAAACGCUGGGCCCACUCAAAUUGCUAUCACACGCUCCAUGAUUAUGAAGAAGAUAAACACCACACCAGAGGUUCUACUAGUUGGAUUUCUUUCGGUCAUGAAUCACAUGAGUAGUCACAUCCUGGGAAUAUUCGACGUUCAAGGAAGGUUCCGAUUGCUUAACACUGGAUUUUGGGGCAUUUCAUUCAUGUCCGUCAUAGUAUGGAGCCUCUUCUCAUUUUCCUUUGAGGAUUUUUCGACUCAAGGAUUAUUGAGAUUUCCCACGGUCUGUAUCGUUGGAUUUAUCCCUCACGUACUCGUUCUCUGCGGUAUCAUUAUAUGUUCAAUCAUAUAUGGCGUUGCGUUGAUUUUGUCUACAUUGGCACCUCCUAGUGGUAUUGAUGAGUCCGAUACUCCAGUCGGACGAAACCUACCAGGUACCCAUCCUCGAUUAUCUUUCUCACAAAGACUGGUCAAAGCACAUCAUAAUAUGCAAGCAAAUGUUCCCCUAUCAAGUAUUCGGAUUACGAUGCACAUGGACUUCUAUACCGCCUUACUCAGGACAGGCUUUGCUGUUAUGACUAUGGCGAGUGAAGCUGUUUACCUGAAUGAGAGUCGCGGAGUAAACGUCAAACCUAAUACCUGGCUUGAAGAUGAUCGUCUACGUGAGAUUGAAGAGACUGGAGCUCUAUGGCUAGGUCCAAGUUUCAGAGCACAUGAAGCUGAACUUGCUAUAGAUAAUCAUAUGCCUCACAAUGUUGGUCUCGUGGCGGCUACAAAUCAGAAAUUUCUAUCUCACAGUCCUUAUUUACGCGAAAUGACUGCACAGAAAAAUACAAAAUCCAAAGGACAGGAACGAGCAAUACGAGAUGGUGUCGGUGCUACAGAGCGUAGUGGACGUUGGGUGAUGGCCUUGGAAUUCUUCAUUGGUAUUAAUAGAUUAGUCUGCAGUUGGUAAGUACAAUAUUCUCCUUCUUGGUUCUAGAUAUCCUCCUCAUUUUGAUGAUUGACAUUGGGAAUUGGCACCGAAUACGUCAUUCCCAACACAUUUGCAGAGCCGUUUCCAGUAUUGGAGCUCAGAUUACUCAUAAAGCGCAAAUCACAAUUCUACCUACUGGCAACUACUAACUCGUGGAUUGUAGGUGGGCAACAUGUAUCCUGAUGCUCAUGAGUUGGCUGGGUAUUCAAAGUCGUCCAAGAUGGCUUCUUUGGCUUGUAAGGCAAACGAAGAGAGAGUCUUUGAACACAGCUGUACAAGCAAACGAUCCAGAUACACUUAAUUUCUGGCUACUCAAUAUCGAUGGGGAAUUAACUUUACCUAAAGAUGAGCAUGUGGACGUAGAGGUUGAAAUGAGACGGCGACUCAAGACUGAUCAAGAAUAUUGGAGUCGACAUAGGGAGGCUGAGUUAGACUCGAGCCUUUAUCAAUGGUGGCUUAAUGGUGGUUGGUGGGGAAGUGAUGAUAACAGCGGAACAUUCACUCCCGAGAGAAAAGAUAUCGAAGAUGACAUGACCAGUGUGAUAUCCUAUUCGACAGAAAAUGAAACAGAUUGGGAGUCGGAUGAUGCCCUUACAGAUGGUCAAAGAACUCCCACACAACGGUCCCCUCAACCAUCACGAGAAUCUAGCCCAAUCAUCGACACACCCUUAUCCUCAACAGACUUAGCUCAACUAUUACAUCCUCGAACCCCUGAAGAACGAGCCGAAGCACAAGCCCUCGCCCAUCACCUCACAAGUGACAAAAUCAUAACCCGUUCCCGCUACCGAGAUAUGAUCCAAAGAGAACGUGCCCGCGUCUUAACAUCCACUCUCCAACGUCCCCCGAACUUCAUCUCCUCUGAUCCAUCCGGAAAACUUUCUCCCGACGAAGAAGCGCAAAUUCUCGAACAUCUCAUCAUUUCAAAACGCAACUAUCAAAAGGCUACCAAAGAACCUGCUUCUUGGAUGCAAGGUGCAUCAGGUAUGGGAGAAAAUGGUCCACAAUGUGUAGUAUGUCAGAGUUCACCUAGGAGUGUUAUUGUAUGGCCUUGUCGUUGCUUGAGUUUAUGCGAUGAUUGUCGUGUUACUCUCGCGAUGAACAACUUUGAUAAGUGUGUUUGUUGCAGGAGGGAUGUGGUUAGUUUUAGUAGGAUUUAUGUUCCAUAGUGGGAUUGUGGAGACAUGAGGAGACAUGAGGAGAGGAGCUGGAGUGAAGGAAAGCGGGAGUACAGAUUGACUUGAGCUAUUACAAAUACCAGGUUUCCAUGGCUAGGUUGGAGGUUGGGUUUAUUUCUUUAUGGUAUGAGAUUUGCAUGGAGAGCAGCGAAAUGGGUGGGAUCGAUUCGUUCAAUGAUUUUUCUUUUCUUUUUCAAAGGGGCGCAUAAUUUUCAUCAUGAGGAGUAGUACAAUGUUGUUAUUUUUGUAUCAUUAGGUCAUGGUGUGAUGUAUGUGAGUUCAGUAGUGUCUAUUGUAACAUGAAUACAGAAUACAUAUCGGUACAUGAUGGCCAGGUUUAUUCAGAACAUUCAAUU